Molecule: messenger RNA, 1066 nt
Organism: Tachyglossus aculeatus (Australian echidna)
Lineage: Eukaryota; Metazoa; Chordata; Mammalia; Monotremata; Tachyglossidae
Gene: METTL23
Product: methyltransferase like 23
Exons: 5
Coding region: 178-876 (232 amino acids)
Cellular component (GO): nucleus; cytoplasm
Source: RefSeq, a predicted model, not a curated record
GGGGGUUUGCUCUUUCUUCCCCCGUUUUGGCCACCUCCUGACGGCGAUUUAGUUCGGCCUCGAGCUCUUUUUUCCCCGUCACGGGUCACGUGGGGUGGAUUUGGGCGUUUUUCCCGGUUUAGGGUGAGGGGCCUCUUGGCCAUCCAGGCUGCGCGGCCUAGACUUCCGGUGGAAGCCAUGUGCGCGGUGGGGCCCGAAACCGGCCUUCAGCGGUUCCACUUCUCCGAUUUGGGGGAAACCGGGGAAACCGACAGCCAGGAGUUGGACCUCCUCAUCCUCCAGGUUCUGCAUUCCCAGUAUGGCAUGUACGUGUGGCCUUGUGCCGUGGUUCUUGCUCAGUACCUGUGGUUUCACCGGAGAAGGCUGACCGGCAAGACAGUGUUAGAGAUCGGAGCCGGAGUGAGCCUUCCAGGCGUGCUGGCCGCCAAGUGCGGGGCCAAGGUGAUCCUGUCGGAUAGCGCCGAGCUGCCCCACUGCCUGGAAAACUGUGCGCACAGCUGUCGGGCCAACGGGCUGGCGGAGGUGCGGGUCACCGGCCUCACCUGGGGCCAGGUCUCUCCGGAGCUGCUCUCCCUGCCUCCCCUGGAUAUCAUCCUUGCCUCCGACGUCUUCUUCGAGCCAGAAGACUUUGAAGACAUUCUAACGACAGUCUACUUCCUACUGCAAAGGAAUCCCCGGGCCCAGCUCUGGACAACCUAUCAGGUCCGAAGUGCUGAGUGGUCGCUUGAAGCUUUGCUCCAUAAAUGGGACCUGAAGUGUGUCCUCGUGCCUCUCCACUCUUUCAAUGCCGACAGAGAACACCUGGCCGGAUCGGCUCUUCCGGGAAGACACACGAUUGAGAUGCUCAUCAUCUCUCCCAGGGAGGUGCCUUCUUGAGUCCUUGGACGCAGACUGCUUUGAGCUCUGCCAGGCCCUUCUUGUGGCAGGUGGCAACUGCUUUAGGAGCCAGUGAAUUGCAUUCCUCUCCCCCCGCCCACCCCCAGGCAGUGUGAACUUACACCAUCACCUAUUAAAGAAAGAGCAGCAGUCUGGAAAUAAGCAGACGAUGCAACCACCAUAGCAAAGG